This is a messenger RNA of Penicillium robsamsonii, 1032 nucleotides long. RefSeq names its product SRPBCC family protein. Lineage: Eukaryota; Fungi; Ascomycota; Eurotiomycetes; Eurotiales; Aspergillaceae. The record is from RefSeq and is a predicted model, not a curated record. The transcript is spliced from 2 exons. The coding region runs from base 1 to 1032 and encodes 343 amino acids.
AUGCCGCUAAUCCAACUAGAGCCACAUCUGUUCACCAGCCUCCCCCGUCACCCAGAUCUUCCAGGGGACGCCAACACCCCGGAUCUGCGGGGGUUUAUCCAGGCAGUCCUGCUUGAGGCCCAGCCUCUUCUAAACCAGUUCCCGUCGACAUUGAAACCAGACUGCAAGCUACGCUCAUCUCCACCAUCCAAGGCAAAAGUGAAACUUUCACGGGGAUGGCGAACACUCCAAGCCCCCCAGGACUCCAAGCCCAAAAUGGAAUACUGGGUAUGUCGCCAAAGCGACCACCAAGACUCUGAUCGGUUGCCUGGAACAGUUUCCCUCUGGGAAUUCCACGACGGGUUGCGAUACAACCAUGCCGCGCACGAGAUGGAGUACACCCCCUCCGUGACGAGCGUAAAGCAACUGCUGAAAUGGAACGAGCCCAGACAAUGGGGUUCCAACGAGCCAAUCACUGCUGGAAACAUGAACUACAAGCAUUUCGAGGCCGAACUCAAUCUUAUUGUCCACACCUUCCAUCCACGGGCACUUAUCCGGCCCCGGGCUUUCAUAUCCUGGACUGUGUCGGCGACUUUCGCUAGCUCUUAUCAAGCAACCCGGGUCAACCCAGACUACGGCUUUAUUACCGUACAGAUUCCUUUCUAUUUGACGAAACCGAUCAUCCCCGGGUCCCGGUACGAGGGAAUCUACGCUCAAAUCAUGGAUGCCGUCCCGCGGCGAGUUGUCUUCGCUUACUAUGCCAGUGUCGAGCGGGUUGAGCUUCUAUCGCCUCCUUCUACUCCCGUAUCUUCGGGCCUGUCGCCUUCAGCAGAGUUAAAUACCACUGCCACCUCUCCUGAGCGUUAUCUUCGAUGGACUAUGGCGACGACUUCUGAGGCUGGUGGGAAGAUUCCUAAGUGUGUUCAGCGGAACUGGACGCUUGGUGGAGUGCCGCGGGCUGUUGUUGGUGAUGUGGGAUUGUUUAUUCAGUGGGUUAUCAAGCGGAGAGAAGAGAGGAGGUUGGAGCAGGAUUCUCAAAUGGGGGAGGGCUAA